Molecule: messenger RNA, 1260 nt
Organism: Thecamonas trahens ATCC 50062
Lineage: Eukaryota; Apusomonadida; Apusomonadidae
Product: proteasome activator subunit
Exons: 2
Coding region: 1-1260 (419 amino acids)
Biological process (GO): regulation of G1/S transition of mitotic cell cycle; positive regulation of endopeptidase activity; regulation of proteasomal protein catabolic process
Cellular component (GO): proteasome activator complex; cytoplasm; nucleoplasm
Molecular function (GO): endopeptidase activator activity
Source: RefSeq, a predicted model, not a curated record
AUGAGUGUCGUGCUCAAGGGCGGGCGCAUCCGCAUCCUGUCCAAGGAAGAAAAGGCGGCGCGGCGGGCGGCUCGUAAGGGAAAGAAGGGAAAGAAGAAGGCCGGCCGGGGCGGAAAGGCGGGAGCGCGGCCGAUGAUGGGCCCGAAGGACGUGGAUGUCGACGCGUUGGCGUUUAUGGAGUCGCUGCGAGCCACUGUGGCUGCAGAGGCUUCCAAGGUCAUUACCGAGGUUAUUCCGGCCAAGAUCAGCGAGAUGGCCGAGCUCGUCUCGUCGUCGCAGUACGACGCGCCCAACUGGGCCGAGUACCGCAAGGCCAACCUGGACAUGGUGACUUCGUCGGGCAAUCUGUUUGCCGGCACGCUCGGCACCACCGGCGCGGCGCAGGAUGCGCUCAAGUCGCCGCUGCCGCGGUUUAUGGCGGCGUCGCCGCGGGUCCAGCCGUUUGGCACCUUUCCGUCGGUGACCGCGACACCAAGCGCGUCGCCAUCGCGGCGCCCGUCGCUCGUCCGCACAGCGUCAGCGAGCAAGGGCUCGCCGCAUCCGCCGCACGGCCAUGUGACCGGCAUGACUUCUGCCUCGCGCGCUGGCUCGCCAUGCUCGGGCUCGGGCUCGGGCUCGGGCUCGGGCUCGGACGCGUGCUCGGCCGGGUCGUCCGAUUCGUCGGCCUCAUCCGACUCGUCGUCCCUCGAGUUUUCGGGGCCCAAGAUGCCUGCCGCGUGGCGCGCGAGUGACGCCGAGGCUGCGCAGGUCACCGCAGACAUGCUCGGCCUCGACGGAAAGUGGUCCGACGCCGAGGCGCUCAAGGCGCUUCGGGUCCGAGUCAACUCGGUCAUCCUCCCUCUCUCAGACAAGAUCAAGCACGAGAUGUAUGUCUUCCUCGACACUGUUGCCACCAUCAAGAACUGGAUCCAGCUCCGCGUCCCGUCGUCGACCGACCGCGUCAAGCAGUUUGACGUCGCCGUUCAGAUCACGGUCCUCACUGAGGUCAUGGGCUACGAAGCCACCGUAGUUGCCCAGCUCCGCAGCAUCCACCGCUACUUUCAGUCGCGCGGCGCGCUCGUCGCCCGUGUUCUCCGCCGCCCCUGGAACGCCGACCUCAUCAACUCGAUCAUCGACCUUGACGACCGCUACUUUUCCAAUCUCUGGGUCUCCUUCUCGCUCCUUCUCUCCGCCUAUCGCGCCCUCCACGACUCGCUGCAGAAGAACAUGCCCAAGAUCCUCUCGGGCUCGGAGCUUGAGCCGCGCGUUGGCGCUGUGUAA